Molecule: messenger RNA, 7095 nt
Organism: Penicillium daleae
Lineage: Eukaryota; Fungi; Ascomycota; Eurotiomycetes; Eurotiales; Aspergillaceae
Product: putative sensor histidine kinase/response regulator
Exons: 2
Coding region: 1-7095 (2364 amino acids)
Biological process (GO): phosphorelay signal transduction system; protein autophosphorylation
Molecular function (GO): histidine phosphotransfer kinase activity; protein binding; ATP binding
Source: RefSeq, a predicted model, not a curated record
AUGGAGGAAAGCCAUCUGAUAGGCGACGAUUUGCCGCUUCCACCUGCUCGACUUUUUGAACGCCUCAGCCAUCUGCCUGGAUAUACUUGGGAUCAGUCAGUUGAGCCAUUUCACUCGACCUACAGCCAUUGGCAUAUAUAUGGGUUUCGCCAUGCGAUUGAAUCUGACAUAUCGACCCCCAUCGCAACCUCCUCCAACCCGAUUUCCUCAGGGCCAUCUAGCCUCACUCGUUACUCACCACGAACCGAACUUCGUCCAUCCGGGCGCGUACCCCGAAGAGCUAGUGUCAGCGAAACUAGCAGUGAACUUUCGCUUUCUCGAGGUGAACAGGAACAGAUAUGGCUCCCCGUCGUUGCACGCGUCUCUACAAACGUCAUUAGGCUCGAGCGGGAGUUUCACAUGAUCAGGUCUAUCGUGCAGUCUUCUGACCCAGACUGUAACCAUACGAUAAGGCCCAUUGACUUGAUCCGACUGCCUCCAGAUCCAGGGGACGUGGGUAUGCUUCUAGUGGCGAUAUUCGAGUCUCCUGGCCACGACAGGUUACGAGACUUGGUCACAUUUGGUCCUGCGUCCUUUGUCGCUGGGGCCAAGGGUGAUAACAAUGUCACUCCCAGCGAGCAAAUCCCUUUACCGGCCUUCUUGGAUUUCGCGAUAGGUGCUUGUGACUGCUUGGAAAUUUUACACUAUGGAGUAAAGACGGUGCAUGGGGAGAUUCGCGGAGACGCGUUUCACUUCAGCGCUGAGACCGGGGCUGUGAGACUCGCCAAUGUUGGAAAUGGCGCACGAUCCUUUGACAAUGUUCUCAGUGAGGGCUGGUCCUCUGUAUCUCGUGAACUUGGGGCAAAGUACAAGCUUCAGUUUAUCGCCCCGGAACAGACUGGCAGAAUGCCCACAGAACCGGACAGUCGCACCGAUAUCUACGCUCUCGGCCUUCUCUUUUGGUCAAUGUUAGUUGGGAAGUUGCCCUUUGCAGGAGCUGACCCCGUCGAAGUUGUUCAAAACGUGUUGGGCAAGAGGUUAACUCCUGUCUCCGCGAAGCGACUAGAUGUCCCCGAUGGUCUCUCUGCCGUGGUUCAAAAAAUGACACAAAAGGUGGUCCAUGAGCGAUACCAUACGAUCUCCUCCGUCAAGAGGGACUUGAUGCAGAUCGCGCAAUUAUUGGGUGACGGGGAAAGUGAAACCUUGAACAACUUCCAAGUCGCGCAAGGCGAUGUAUCGUCCUUUUUUACCCUUCCGUCACAGAUGUUUGGGCGCCAGAAAGAGUACGAUAUGAUCUUGAACGUGAUUCAGAAAGUCAAUAAACGCCACGCUGCCGCCUUUGCCAAUGCAUUUACCCAAAGCCCGGGAACUGCGCAUGCUCUCGCCUCCAACUCUUCAAUCUCCGAAGGGCGCGUGGAUAGCUUCGAGUUCGCAUCCGUAUCCAGUGACUCCGGAUCCUUCCAUUUGCCACCAAGAACGAAUUCUAAUGCUACCAGCCACCAGCUGUCCCAAGUCAGCACCCAUGAUUCUGCAGCAAAUAGUGACGUGACAUUUCAAACCUCGAAGCAGGUGCAAACACCAACAAGCCAGGACAUGUCUUCCCAGGCAUCGCCCAUGCCCCUCUCCAGCAAAAGGAAAAGUCCAUCACAUUCUCGCUCCUCUUACAACACGGACAGAGAGAGCCACCUAUCUAUUGGCACAAACACCAACAGUCAGCCAUCUACUCAUAAUUUCAGCCAGUCUGAGUCCAUGGGUUCCCUCUCAAAAACAAAGGCUGGAGCAAAGUAUCGUCGAAGCGGGCGAUGCGAAGUCAUUACGAUUAGUGGGGCUGCAGGAAUUGGCAAGACAGAUCUUUUGAAUCGAGUCCAGCCAGUAAUCCGCAAGUCGGGCUAUAUUGCCAUCACGCGCCUAGAUCGAGCCAAGCGAGUACCUUUUGAACCAUUCGCCAAGAUUCUCGCCAGUCUUCUACGCCAGAUUUUCUCCGAGCGUGACGUGACCACAGAUUACCAUGACAGCGUGCGAGUGGCUUUGCGUCCGCUGUGGCCGACACUCCACAAAGUGCUCGAUCUUCCGGAGCAACUGAUGUCCCCGGGGUCAAAGUACAGCCCAAAUUCACCCAAAACUUCGAUUGCCCAAAAUAUCGCCAGAUCAGAUCGCGCCAAGAAUGAACGGGCAAAAAGAAUCCAAAUUCCCGGGAUAGACCAUGGCCAAACUUCUGUCGAAUUCUUUUUGUCCAACGCUGCCUCGAACAAUAUGCGGUUGAUGGACAUAUUUCUUGAGAUUCUGAGAACUCUCUGCCAGUUCAAAUUGAUGGUGGUAUGCUUGGAUGAUCUCGAAUAUGCAGACGACGAGACGUUGGAACUAGUAUUGAACAUCAUCCGCGCGAAAUUGCCCUGCGUACUUAUUCUCACGAGUCGCAAGGAUGAGAUUGCACCGGAUAAUGUCAGGUCGCUCUUUGAGGCCGAGAACUCUAACAUCACGCAAGUCGAGCUUCAACCACUUAGUGAAGCAGAGAUCAUGGAGUUUGUGGCUGCGGCAAUGCAUCAGGCACCAAACCCAACGCUGACUCCUCUUUUGGCCGUGGUUCAAGAGAAGAGCCACGGAAAUCCUUUCUACGUGAGAGUCAUGCUCGAGACAUGUUACAGGAAAAACUGCAUUUGGUAUUCUUGGAAGGAUUCUAGAUGGCUGUUCGACCUUGAUCGCAUAUUUACUGAAUUCGUGGCUCCCGUUUAUGGCGAAGGACUUGGCUUGGGCUUUCUCACCAAGCGACUUCAAGAGAUUCCACCCGCUGCUCGCUCUAUCAUGGUCUGGGGCGCUCUUUUGGGCAGCGCGUUCUCAUUCUCGCUUGUCCAAAAGCUUCUCACCAGUGAAUUCCUGUUCUCGUCUGACGACGACACAUCUGGUGAUGAUCACGAGGGAUUCGAUCUCACCUGCCCUCACAAUGUCACCUUGCUCAGACAAUCUGAGGGUGACAUUGUCGUUGGAUUGCAGUACUUGGUCCAGUCAAACCUUCUAGUCCCAGGGAAAACCGAUGAUGAGUUCAAAUUCGGAAACGACCGGCUUGCGCAGGCUACGCUUUCUUUGGGUGAGAGCCGCAAUGUGGAGAAAAUGCACUUCAUAAUCUCCCAAGCCUUGAUGAAAUAUUAUCACGACCAUCGCAGUCGCUACUCAAUGGCCCAUCACGUUGCGCUCUCGUCACGUAUCCUCAAAUCUCGCGUCCAACGCCGUAUUGACUACCGACGAAUUCUGUGGGAGGCUGGACAAACUGCCGCCCAGUCCGGGGCUCGACCAAGCGCGCUUUGGUACUUCCGCCAUUGCAUUGCACUACUUCAAGAUGACCCUUGGGAUGAUCGACAAGUUGACGUCUUCUAUGACGAGACCAUGCGCCUCUUCAUUGCAACAGCUGAAAUGUCAUGGUCCCAGGGCCAAAAUGAAGAAGCCCUCAGCUUGAUCGAGGGAGUGUUUGCUCAUGGCAAGGACGCAAUGAGCAAGUCGAGGGCUUGGGUCAUUAAAGCUAAGAUUUAUGCGCAGGUCGGGGAUCAUCAUCGGUCAAUGGAAUCUCUACUCACCUGCCUUGAUGAGCUGGGUGUCCAUCUUCGUACGCCCACAUCAUUUGAAGAAUGCGAUACUGCCUAUUUCAAACUUAAGGAGCAUCUUGAAUCUGCCGACUUGGAAGCUAUUGCUCAGAAACCCAUCAGCAAAGAUCCGAUUUUGGUCACAAUUGGAGCUGUCAUGGCCGAGGCAAUGGCUGUCACCUUCUGGGACGACUCAUUGACAUUCUAUCGCAUGGCCAUUGAAAUGAUGAAUAUCCAUAUCUCCCGCGGCGGUUUCACUCAGAUAUCCAUUGGUUGUUCGCAUCUCGCAAUGAUCUCACUCAGUCGCUUCAAAAACGAAGUCUUUGGGUUCAGGCUCAGCGACCUCUCGCUCUCCCUCCUAGAGCGCUGCCCCGAACUGUGGACUCAAAGCCGAGGGUCUAUAGUUCACAACCUCUAUGUCAGCCACCUACGCGUUCCGAUGGCGACAACACUACCUGCACUGGAAGCAUCCUUGGAGGCGUCUUUCACAAUCGGCGAUCCGUACAUCACCCUGAUCAGUAUCUCCUCAAUGGCAAUGACGAGGCUUUAUCUGGGCCAAGACAUGGCUCAACUUGAGGUAUUCUGCUUGGACACCGCCGAAAAUAUCCCGAAUUGGAUGCAGGACACCCGUGGGGGUGCCAGCAUCAUUGCAGUUCGACAAGUCGCUCGGGCUCUCCAAGGAAAGACCGAGUAUCGGACCGCAGAUAAUGUUCUGUCGGAUGAUGAGCACAGGACAAGCGAAUAUAUGGCCUACCUGGAUGCCAACGCUAGUAAUGUUGACAGACCCCGUGACAUCUACUUUGGCCUCGCUAUGAUUCCUUUGUUCUUGUAUGGUCACCACACCAAAGCGAUCCAGGUGGGCACCCGCUUGCUUGAGACAACGCACCGACUUUGGUCCGCGCGCGUCUCCUACGUGGUUUACUUCUAUCUGUCUCUCUCACUCCUGACUCUACACAAUGACUACCCUGCUCAGGGCUACCUUGACGGUAAAAUGGACACGGUCCUUAAGUACAAGGCCGAGAUUGAUUUUGCCCGAAGUUGUUCCGACGCAAACUAUGGCAUGUGGGCGCUGCUGCUUGAAGGUCUCAUUGCCGAGGUACGCAGCGACCACAGCACUGCUAUUCAGUCUUAUGAAGCUGCGAUCGACCACUGCCAGGUUCAUGGAUGGCUCCUGGAGGAGGCACUUUCCCUCGAAUUGCAGGGAGAGUUCCUUGUCCGGCGCGGAGCUAAGAGAGCGGCACGUUCUGUGAUGCAAGAGGCUAUCUCCGCAUGGAACUCCAUUAGUGCCAAUGGCAAAGCUGCCAUGGUUGCAGAGAAACACGAGUGGUUACUCAAGACAGCAACGUCCGCCAGGACUAUGGAUACUGGGUGCCAGACGGUUGAUUCACUCCUCGAAAUUACCCGCGAUGCUGUCCAGCAAGAAAUUGUCAUUCCCUCGCAAAUUGAAGAAGAGGAUAGACAUCAUCGCUGGAUAGAACAGAACGGCGUUACAACCGGCGAGAGAUCACUGGAUAUUUCAAGCGUGGGUCUCGACAUCAUUGAUCUUUCCAGUAUACUCGAGUCUAGUCAAGUCAUGUCAUCUGAGCUUCAGAUUGAGAAACUCUUCACCAAAAUGUUGGAGAUCAUCUUGGAUUCAUGUAACGGCUCGGACUUUGCCGUUAUCGCUACCGACUUCGACGAACAGGGCUUUGCAAUUGCUGCGGCAGCGGAUGCUGAGAAGGGUCAAAAGUCUUUCCCAGAAGGUCUUCCGCUCUCAGAGCUGGAAGGACGAAUGGCUCAAGAGAUCACCUACUACGUCAUGCGCACAAAGGAAGAGGUCCUUGUUCACAAUGUUCUGGAAGACGAGCGCUUUUCCAACGUGAGCGAGAGCUAUCAAGCCAAUUUCCCAUUGGGUCGAUCCGUGAUUGCUUUGCCCAUUGUUCAAGCAGAUCAACUUCUUGGUGUCAUUCAUCUCGAAGGAAAGCCCAACUGGUUCACUCAACGGAACGUCGUUGUACUGCAUCUACUCUGCAACCAGAUUGGAAUUUCAUUGUCGAACGCGUUGCUCUUCCGUGAGAUUCGCAAAGUUAGUGCCAAGAACGCCUCGAUGAUCGAAUCCCAGAAGCGGGCUCUCGCACAAGCGCGUGAGGCCGAGCAGAAAGCCAAGGUGGCGGAGGCCGAAGCUAAGCACAACGUCAAGCUGAAGGAUGAUGCUGCUCGCGCAAAGUCUAUAUUCUUGGCUAACAUUUCCCACGACUUGCGCACCCCGAUGAACGGCGUCAUUGGUCUGUCGGAGCUGCUCAAGGGUACCACCCUCGACAAAGAGCAGGACGAAUAUGUUGAAUCUAUUCGCGUUUGCGCUGACACACUACUUACGCUCAUCAAUGACAUACUUGACUUCUCCAAGUUGGAAGCUGGCAAGAUGAAGAUAUCUACGGUCCCACUCAACUUGAAGGAGACGAUUUCCGAGGUGAUCCGCGCUCUUCGUUACACUCAUCGGGAGCGAGGGCUGGAAACAAUUGAAGAUUUGGAGCGUGUGCCACCUGGAUUGGUCGUUCUUGGUGACCCAGUCCGUCUCCACCAGAUCUUCAUGAACUUGCUAAGCAAUAGCUACAAGUUCACUCCCAAAGGCUCCAUUACCGUCAAAGCAAAGGUUGCCAGAGAGGGCAAAGGCCGUGUACGCUUGGAAUGUUCUGUGUCCGAUACUGGAAUUGGUAUUCCAGACGAGCAAAAGGCGCGGCUCUUCCGGCCGUUCUCUCAAGCGGAUCCAUCCACCGAACGAUCAUAUGGUGGUAGUGGACUUGGCCUCAGCAUUUGCAAGGCCAUUAUCGAGGAUGUUCUCGGUGGUGCCAUCUGGCUGGAUUCAACCUUGGGAGUUGGAACCACCGUGACAUUCCACCUGGUCUUUAACAAGGCGCCAAAGAAAACCGCUGUAAAGACACCAUGGUCUCAGGAUCUCAGCCACGCCGAAAUCAUGGAACCUCCCCGAGCCAAAGCACGCGACCUUUCUCACAUUCCACGCGACCAAAUCCGAGUCUGUAUUGCCGAAGACAAUCCCAUCAACCAGAAGAUCGCAGUCAAGUUCGUCACCAGCCUUGGCCUUCAAUGCGAGGCAUACAGCGACGGAAAGCAAGCCGUGGAUGCCCUACGCGCAAAGUCGAAAGAGGGCAAUCCCUUCCACGUAGUCCUGAUGGAUGUCAUGAUGCCCACUCUCGAUGGUUACAACGCCACCCGUGAACUGCGGCGAGACCCAGAUCCCAACGUCAACGAAGUGCUCGUCAUCGCCAUGACCGCCAGCGCCAUUGAAGGCGAUCGAGAAAAAUGUCUCGAAGCUGGCAUGAACAACUACCUUCCUAAACCGGUGCGAUCCCCAGUUCUGAGCGAAUUGCUGGACAAUUAUCUCGCACCGGUCCCAUCCCACCCUCGCAUUCGCUUGGCGAUCCGCGAAAAGAGCUCCAGAGGCAGCAUUGGCUUUGAUGCUGGUACGCCUACCAGUUUCUCCUCGUCGGGGUCGGAUGAAGCUCAGAAGCAUCCGCCUCCGCCUACAUCGGAGCAAAAAUGA